Oryzias melastigma (Indian medaka) is the source of this 991-nucleotide messenger RNA. RefSeq lists its product as uncharacterized. Gene Ontology annotation, molecular function: nucleic acid binding. Gene Ontology annotation, biological process: DNA integration. The record is from RefSeq and is a predicted model, not a curated record. Lineage: Eukaryota; Metazoa; Chordata; Actinopteri; Beloniformes; Adrianichthyidae.
ACGCUUGUCAGAAUCAAAACUCCUAAGUCAUGAAGCCAAUCCUCUUGUUAUACCAAGGAAGCAUCACAUUGCUACACUGCUCAUUCGACAUCAUCAUGAAGCAGUCAAGCAUCAAGGAAGACACUUCACUGAGGGAGCAGUGAGAGCAAGUGGUUUGUGGUUAGUUGGAGCCAAGAGGUCCAUCAGCAGUGUCAUCCACAAGUGCGUGACUUGUAAAAAGCUCAGAGGAAAAACAGAGCAGCAAAUCAUGGCAGAUCUGCCUACUGAACGACUACAGACAGAACCCCCAUUUUCUUAUGUUGGCCUGGACGUAUUUGGACCGUGGGAGGUGUCUGCACGACGCACAAAGGGUGGUCACGCCAACAGCAAGCGAUGGGCAGUUCUGUUUACUUGUAUGUCUACAAGAGCGAUUCAUGUUGAAGUGGUCGAAGCACUAAGCUCUUCAAGUUUCAUCAAUGCUCUCCGUAGAUUUUUCGCUAUCAGAGGACUUGCAAAACAACUAAGGUCCGACUGCGGUACUAACUUCAUAGGAGCAUCCAAAGAGCUGAACCUGGACCCUGCAAAACCUGGACACACAAGUGUGGAGGACUAUUUACGUGAAGAAAGAUGCUCCUGGGUGUUCAACCCUCCUCAUUCAUCCCACAUGGGCGGUGUGUGGGAGCGAAUGAUAGGUAUUGUGCGACGCAUCCUAGACUCUAUGCUCUUACAAGCAGGAAAUCCUUCUUUGACUCAUGAGGUACUGACAACAUUGCUGGCUGAAGUCACAGCUAUUGUCAAUGCAAGGCCUUUGGUACCAGUCUCCUCAGAUCCUGAAGCACCUUUGAUCCUGACUCCCAUGAUGCUGUUAACCCAAAAGACUCAGAAAAUCCCAGUUCCACCAGGGGAUUUCACCAAAGCAAACAUGUUCAAACAUCAGUGGAAAAGAGUCCAAGUUCUCGCCGACACCUUUUGGACCCGUUGGCAAAAGGAGUACCUGAACACACUUCAAAGU